CAGGCGCGGCGGCCAGUGCGGCGCUGAUCAAGGAGCUCAAGGACCGGGUGCGGGAGUUCGUGCAGGACCUGCUGGUGAUGGAGAACUGCUUCUACGACCGGCCCGUGGCGCGCAUCUACGACCUCAAGGGCAGCGAGCGCAACCGCUUCAACGCGGACGCAGCCAGCAGACCCGAGGACCGGCUGGAGGUUCACCUGGAUGACAACCUGCGCCGCUCCAUGCACACGGCGCCCAUCUUCGUGGACGCGCGCAGCCGGGCCGCCAUGGAGGCGGCGGUGUGGGCUGACAGCGGCUUCCUGGCGGCUCAGGACGUGAUGGACUACUCGCUGCUGGUGGGGGUGGACCGCGAGAACGGGGUGCUGGCGCUGGCAAUCAUUGACUUCAUACGCCAGUACACGUGGGACAAGCAGUUGGAGACGUGGGUGAAGAGCAGCGGCAUGCUGGGCGGCAACGGCAAGGAGCCCACCAUCAUCUCGCCCAAGCAGUACAUGCGCCGCUUCCGAGCCGCCAUGCAGCAGUACUUCACCGCGGUGCCGGGGUCGGCGGGGGCGGAGGUGCCGCGGGAC
This is a messenger RNA of Astrephomene gubernaculifera, 566 nucleotides long. The record is from the annotation of a GenBank genome assembly. NCBI's taxonomy places the organism in Eukaryota, Viridiplantae, Chlorophyta, Chlorophyceae, Chlamydomonadales, Astrephomenaceae.